UUCGGAAAUUGUUUCAAGGUUUUGAGAUAUUUAGUUUAUAAUCGUUAUCUGUUUUUGAUCGUAAAUAAAUCAGGGUUAAGAAAUACUGCAAUAUUUGACCUAAAUUAUUUUGCGUUAAAUAUGGAAGUUUAUUGUGCAUAUAUAACCAUAAAUAUCAGCAGGAAUUUUAAAGUGUAUAAAUAUAAAUAAAUAAUAUCAAUAAGAAUAAAAGACAGACAGUGCUUCUUCCAAUAAUGUUAUGGAUAUGAAUAUUAAAAUUAUGUCAAAAUGAAUACAGUGAAGUGGUUGUCAGACUGAUACAGUUUUUGCGUGACACAGCUUAAACAAAGUCAGAACUUAUGACUGAAUUCUGAUUGUCAUAUUAAUUCAAUGGGCAGGAAAAGGAGAAAAAGAUCAGGAUCAGGGGUAGAGACAGACACCCCUUCAGAGGCAGUUGAAGACAGCAGUGGGACAGAGUCCGGAAAGAAAAUCCGUUGUAAAAAAUCUCCUGGUGCCAAAGUUACCAAACUUCCAUCUUGUAGUUUACCAACAAAUAUGACACCUACAUUCUAUGUUGGAGGUGGUAACGGUGUUUCUCUAGUUGAAGCUCCAUUAGUAAGUCUUGGAUGGAAGAGAAUAACAGACAAAUUUGACGAAAGGUUCAAGUUAAAAUGGGUUGAGUGCAAAACUAGAAUCAAUUACGGUGCUUUCAGGGAAGGUGACCAAUUAGUAAAUCACCUACCCAACUCUCAUCUGCUCACAAACAAACUUGGUCUGCUCAACAGUUUGAAGGAGUAUGAGCGGGUAACUCUUAGUACAAAAGGGAGGUUACCAAGGUUGAGAAUGUCAGACUUUCAUCCAGAGACAUAUAAACUUGAUGAGAAAUCAGACAGAGACUUGUUUCUAGAAGUUUAUAAAGACAAUGAGAUGUGGAUAUGUAAGCCUGUAGGUAUGAACCAAGGCAAAGGAAUAUUCUUGAUACGUAAUCGUGAAGCCAUUAACCAGCUCCUGGAAGAACGAGAGCAGAAAAAACAACAACCUCAAAAACCUGGCCGACCUCUCAUGAACAGAAUUGUUCAAAGAUAUAUUACAAAUCCGUUGUUGCUAGAAGGCCGUAAGUUUGACGUACGAGCCUAUAUGCUGGUUGCUUCAACCGUACCUUUCUUGAUUCUAUAUCAUAAAGGAUAUGUGAGGUUAUGUUGCCAUAAAUACGAGGCAGAUAACAUUGACCUUGGUGUACACCUCACUAAUCAGUUUGUACAGAAGAAGGACCCUAACUACAAAGACUUGAAGGAGAAUACUGCAUGGACUAUGGACAAGUUCAAUGAGUACAUUAACGAGAGUGUUCGACCAACCUGCCCUGUAGAAAUUGAAGAAGACUGGGUCUAUAAUACUUUUACAAAACAGAUGCAGAAAAUUAUGAUACAUUGUUUUAACAGUGUAAAACACAAGUUACAGUCACGCAUUGGAUAUUUUGAUUUGUUUGGCCUAGAUUUUAUGGUCGACACAGAUAUGAAGGUCCAUUUAAUUGAAGUUAACACGAAUCCAGCUCUACAUUGUAACUGCGAGGCCCUAAAAGAGGUUAUACCGGGGGUUGUCGAGGAGACGCUAUAUGUGGCUAUUGAAUGUUUUGAGAAAAGCAAGAAGAACCAGCCUUUAAUGCCACUGCAGAGUUUGAAAAAUUUCACAAUAUUGUAUUGUGGUACACGUCCAAACACCAUCAUUCCCCGCCAGAGUCGGAGUGUGUCACCAGUCAAAGAAAAUAACACUGCCGAAAAACAAAAACCUGCCUCUCUGGGCUCCCUAAGGCGUGCAUCUUCUCCAACACGUCAGGGUCAGCGCUCAUUGACUCAAAGUACACCCCUCUAUGCAGCAAGUCAGAGACGAAAUUCAGAGAAAAAUGACUCUUUAUCAAAUUCUGCCACUUCUAAUAAAGAAAGUGCAGCCAAUUCACAGACCCUAUCAUCUGCAUCAUCAAAAAGUGGAAAGUCCAGUUCAAGUACAAAAACUUCUGCAAAAUCUAACCCACAAAAUGAAAAAGAUACAGGAGAAAGUACUGGGGCAAAUAAUGUAGAACGCGGUAAUGGUGAAACUGAACUAGACACUAAGGAAAGUGAAGAAAAAGAACCUACAAAGACUGAGUCUAAAAAAGAAAAAGUUGGGACUGUAGUGGUGGAUACUUUGUCUAAAACUACUGACAGUUUGAAUGAGGCAACAUCGGCCCUUGGUCGUCUGUCUCUUUCAUUAAACCAAGGUGGACUUACAGAUUCUUUGCUAGAAGAAGUCAGAUUAAAAAUGACACAUGCAGAAAAUUUAAAUAGUGCCACCAAGCCGAAUUCAGCUCGAUCUACAAGAGAACGAGAAAAUUUAGAGCGUGGAAACUGAUUGUUAUUUAGAAUCUAAAUCAAGUAUUCUUUGUAUAAUCUUUUGCUGUUUUAGUCAGAGAGGUCAUUUCGCCAUGUCAGAUUAAUAACAUUGUUUCUGUAUCAUCAAGUUCAAAUAAUUUCAGUACUAUUUCUUUGUAGCUCUACUGAGCACAAAGUGCUCAAGAUGAGCUAUUGUGAUUGUUCUGUUUCUGUCAUCAUGCAUCCUGCAAAGUGUGUUGUAAAAUUUCAGAAAUGUACUUCAUGUAAUGCUUAAAGAUAAAGAAAAAACCAACUAACGUUGGAAGAUUAGUUUAGUGUCGAAGGUUUGUCAGUAUAAACCAUGGCAAACAUCAAGUCUGGUCAUCUUGGAUCUAAAUUGGGUCACUUUACUAAAAUUUGGAAAAAACUUUGUAAACAUUCCAAUGCUGUAUUUUGUAUCUGAUAUUCAUGAAACCUUGUAAGAAAAUUUGUUUCUAUAAAAUACAGAUCGAAUUCGAAACUCGAUCAUCUAGGAAUAAAAGCUAGUUCAGGUCAUAGAAAAACUUUGUUAACAUUCCAGAAGCCAUAUUUUCUACCUGAUACGAUUCAUAAAAAUGGCCAAAAAUUAACCGACAAUAUUUUCAAAGGACUGCGGUGAGAUUUAACUAUCUUCCUGCAGGUGGGUGGAGAGUAUGCUUGAAAGAGUUAAGCCAAUGUAGAAAUGUUAGGUUUUCAGACCUGUAAGGCAAUUUUUUUGUUCAAGGAUUUCUUCUUUUGUCUAGUUUGCUAUUUAAUAUUUUGAAAACACAAUUGAUGGAUUAUAAUGCUGUAAUAAGUUCGUAGGAUCUGUCAGCUUUGUCAUACUAUAGCUUAAUUUACUUUCUGUGAAAUCAUUAAUAUUUGGGGAUGGGGAGAGGUGCUUAUUUUCAUGGAUUUCGUGAUUGCAUCAAUCUACAAAUAUCAACAAAUUCAUAUUCUAGACGAAAACCAUGAAAUAUUUAUGUCAACGAAAAUUAAAAUGAUUUCACAGUAGACUAUAGUCACUGUUGUUUAAGUAUCAUUUUCAUUGGCAUGUUCAGUUUUUUUUGUCGUAAUUUAUGGUGAAUUCAUGAGAGAUGUUGCAAUUUCACGUGUACGCAUACGUGCAGUACUUUCCUAUACAUUACAGUAAACGUCCGCUAUGAUUUUAUUAAAUAAUAGAUGCCUUCACGUAUUUUAUCAUCUGAUUUACCAUGCUUCGAAUUCGGGUAAGCAGGAAUUGGCGCACUAACCCAAAUGGCUAAAUAUUAUCAAGCAUCAGAAUGAUUAUUGUAAAUCAGACAAUAAAGCACAAGAAGGCAUUGUUUAUUUUCAUUCUAAAAUGCUAAUUAAAGCAUGAUGAUAAGAAUUAUACUGAAAUUCAUUCAUCCUUAAAGUAAUGAAUCUGGCACCUAAUUGACGUCAUAAUGGUCUCUUACUGGUCCACACGUCUACCAUUGUUAAUCAAGGAACACGCAACUUCUUUGUUUAACUGAUAAACAAAAUCAAACAGAGCUUGCUUUACAGGGUCAGUGAGAAUAGCUUGCAAUGACAUCAGACUCUUAUUGUUAUAUAUAAGAAUUUACUACACUUAUACAUCGAGGGCUGAGCACGACGCUAUUGUAACUGUAUAUGAAAAGAGAACUAGGUACAAUAGUUUCGCACUCAGCCCUCGAAAUAUAGAUACAACCAGGAAGGUCUAAUACGUAUCAGUUGUUCCAGAUACAACAUGUCACAGUAAACUAUGAUGGUAUUACAUCUAUAUAAUAAUGCCUGUGUAAUUUACUGUCUUGUGUCAAGUUGUGGUUGAGUUGCUCCUUUCUGCUGUGUGAAUCUAAGAGAAUCUUUUAAAGAACGCCUUUGUAAUAGCGAAACGCCUUUAAACUUUUUUUUUUUAAAAAUUUACACCUUGAACUGUUACAGCUGGUAUUUGAAAUUUGAAAUUUACAUCAAACAAGCAAACAUUAAAUAAGAUAGUGUCAGGAUUAUAAAUGAAUCAUAACUACAUUCAUUGGUCGAUUCAUGCUAUUAUUCACCCCCAUGUAUACUGUAUUGCCCAGCAUCUCAAGCUGUGUCACAAGUUUAAUUGCUUUAUAUGGUCAUAAUUCAUCAGACAGUAACGCAGGUAUUAAAAAAGUUAGUAUUAAGCAUUCAACCAUAUGCUAAUGAAUGUAACAAGUAGUUUAGCAAACAUGU
Messenger RNA from Mercenaria mercenaria, 4538 nucleotides. Its product is annotated as protein polyglycylase TTLL10-like. NCBI's taxonomy places the organism in Eukaryota, Metazoa, Mollusca, Bivalvia, Venerida, Veneridae. Gene Ontology annotation, biological process: protein modification process. The coding region runs from base 370 to 2364 and encodes 664 amino acids. The transcript has 10 exons. The record is from RefSeq and is a predicted model, not a curated record.